Messenger RNA from Eptesicus fuscus (big brown bat), 3384 nucleotides. It is a transcript of the gene TLCD5, whose product is annotated as TLC domain containing 5. The coding region runs from base 20 to 757 and encodes 245 amino acids. The transcript has 3 exons. The record is from RefSeq and is a predicted model, not a curated record. Lineage: Eukaryota; Metazoa; Chordata; Mammalia; Chiroptera; Vespertilionidae. Gene Ontology annotation, cellular component: membrane.
GUCCCUGUCGCCGGUCAGGAUGGCAUUAGCCCUGUGUCUGCAGGUGCUGGGCAGCCUGGGGGGCUGGCUCUCCCUCUACAUUUCUUGCUGCCACGUGAAUAAGCACCGAAGCUAUGAGUGGAGCUGCCGGCUGGUCACACUCGCCCACGGAGUCCUCGCUAUAGGCCUCUCAGCGUACAUUGGCUUCAUUGACGGCCCUUGGCCUUUCACCUACCCAGGCUCACCCAAUACCCCUCUGCAGGUGCACGUCCUGUGUCUCACCUUGGGCUACUUCAUCUUCGACUUGGGCUGGUGCAUCUAUUUCCAGUCCGAGGGUGCCCUGGUGCUGGCACACCACACCCUGAGCAUCCUGGGCAUCGCCACGGCCCUGGUGCUGGGAGAGUCGGGCACAGAGGUCAACGCAGUCCUCUUUGGAAGUGAGGUUACCAACCCCUUGCUGCAGCUGCGCUGGUUUCUCCGCGAAACAGGGCACUACCACAGCUUCGCUGGCGACGUGGCGGACUUCCUCUUCGUGGCCCUGUUCACGGGAGUGAGGAUUGGCUUAGGAGCUCGACUCCUUUUCUGCGAAAUGGCCUCACCCAAGCCCAGGUGGUUCAUGAAGGCUGGGGGGGUAGCCAUGUAUGCUGUGUCGUGGUGCUUCAUGUUAAGCAUCUGGCGCUUUGCCUGGAGGAAAAGCAUCAAGAAGUACCAUGCCUGGAGAAGCAGGUGGGGCGAGGAGCCGCAACGGAAACAUAAUGGGCACCUCAGGGCGCACUAGCCGACCUUACCGGCCUGAUGGAUCGGGCUGUUAGCCGAGGGACCCAGGUUGGACGUACGGCUGUCACGGAGUCACGCUUGUCUAACAAACGCAGGUUUCAGAAAAAGGGCUCCGCUUAUCCAUCAGCGUCCACGUGGAGCACAGGCCAGUAUAAAGCCUGACUCCUGCGUGUGCCGUGGAGAGGGCAGGCUAGUGAGUUUGAAUGAACCCGGACCGCAUUCCUUCCUGUUUGUGCUGACUGUGGUCCCGCGGGUCCUGGGCAGCUGGAUGUUCCUUCAUAGCUCAGAGAGGAACCCGGAGAAGAGGGGCGCUACUUCGUCCUUAUGUCUUCGAGGAGUGACUGUUUCAACAAACACUACCGUUUUCCGUGUAGCAAUUUAAACGAAUCCCGCCAUUUACUACAAAGGGGGUGCCUGUUAGGGAGACUCAUGCCUUUGGCAUUCUGAGCAUUGGAUCAGAGAACGGCAUCUGCUUACUAACCGAAGGGGAAGUGCGGUGAGGGGCGGAACUGUGGCUGUGGGGUGGGUUACUGGUUUAGCCUCCCUGUACCAACUAGGUUGGGGUCCCCAAGGCUACCUUUGGGUUUGAUAUUUGGUGAGAGGACCCAGCAUGUAGCUGUCCUCAUAGUUCUGAUUUAGCUGAGCGCAGAGGUACAAAGAAAGAGCAACAAGAGGAGAAGGUGCCCAGGGCAGAUCCAGGGCGAGCCCAGGCCCAAACGUCCGAGUCCUUGCCCAGUGGCAGCACACGGGCUAUGCCGAUUCCUCCAGCCAUGGUUUGUGACAGUGUGUGACCUGUCUGCCAAGGAAGCCCACGCGAGACUCAGGUUUCCUUGGGGCUGGCCACGGAGGCAGCCUUUGGCUGGCACGCAGCAAAGUUCCUGACGGCCAGGAGGGAAGUCGGUGCUCAGCAUAAACCGUGUUGUUUGCACAGUGAGCCAGUCUGAUUGGUUCAUGGAGCUCUUCCCAAAUCCGUGUUCCCAGAUGCCAGCCAAGGGCCAGCCUUCCGAAGGACAGCAGCUCCGGCCUUCUGUGUUCACUCUUCUGCUCAAAAUCCCCAGAGCUGGGGCUUGGGUGAGAGGUGGAGGAGGUGUGGGCAUGCUUACCCAGUCCUGCUGUCUGGGUUCUGCUCCACCAGGGAAAAUGCCCCUGGUCAGGGUUGUGCAUUGAAGUCCUGGGCAUGAGCAACUGUGAUGAUUGCACAGGAUUUCCCAUGUGGACUCCACUGGACUUGAGGGAGACGGAGUUCCGUCUGCAGGUCUGCUGUGCUUAAUGCGAACUAGAACCAAAGACCAAAGCGCGUAGUGGCCUCAGGGCGGCAAGUCUAAGUUUUCAUUUCGGAUACAUCCCCUUUCGGUCCUCUUACUAUUUUUCCUCUUCUCUGGAAGAGGUACCGCCAUCCGUGGACAACAUAUUAUGACAAGGCCAGUCUAGGAAGGAACAACAACAAAAUUAGUGCGAUAGUCUUUAAUUUCACCCAGGAAAAGCAAGAAUGUAAACUUAGAAGGAGAAGUUUGGAAUCAAGAAUGCCUGUGUUCUUUACAGAAUGUGGCUCCUCCCUGGCCAACUCAUUGGGGCAGGUCACUGAUUUAUUCUUUGCCUCUGUGCAAAUCCUGCUGUGAAUGAAUGAAAUGCCCCAUUGUGCAUGUCAUAGAGACAUUAUGUAGCAUUUCUUUAAUGCAGGGCUUUUAUGGGGGAAAAAGGCAUUAUUUAUUUAUAUCUUUGCUAUUUGUUUAUUUGUUUGUUAUUUAGAUCAGUGGUGAUGGAUUAGCUGUUGGUGAGAAAGUGUAUAGGGCUAGUGAAGUCAAGGCUGACGGUCAGUGGGAAGUUUCAGCUCAUCCGAGGUCACUGAUCAUAAUAACCUCAUGAGGCUCUUGAAAAUGCAUGUCACUGGCCACACCGGGCAGAGUGCUUGGACCCACAUACAGUCAUCUCUGCUCCAUGGAAAGCAGCUUUAAAGGCUUGUUCACAGUGCAUCUUUUAACAUGGUUGUCAUUUGGUUAGCGUUUUGCUGGACAUGGAAACAAUCUGACAGUGAUACCUCUAUCUCUUUCUUUUCUCUGGGAUCACAAUCCCUAAAAUGUUGGCCAGUUUCUUUCUAACAAAAUUAUGGUCAAAGUCGAGUGCUGGGAGUGCUGACUUCAGCAAAAGCCUAGCAGCAAGUGGCAGGGAGCAGGAGCUUUCGGAAGAAAAGAAGCUGGCUCUUCAGGUGUGGCCCCGCAACCUGCUCCAGACCAGACACAGCAGGCUGCAUCUGCUGCCAGUUCCUUCCCCCUCACUCCCCAGAAGUGAAGGGAUGGGGAUUGCAGAUCUUGCUGCUUUGGGGUACUCUCCUGUGAAUGUAUGUAGGUCUUUGAAAUUUGAGAAACCUAAAGAAUGAUAAGGGAAAGAGAAUCCCUCAUCUCAGCUUAUCUUGUUGUUGUAACUAAUAAAUGUGAAGGAAACCGAGAGAAAAGUGUGAAAUGAAGAUGACCACUUAAGAUGCUGAGGACACGAAGGGCUAUUAACAUGUGGCAUGGUUGGGUGUAAUGAAGUGCUCAUUUGCAUUUGGAUUACUGUGUGAUAAUUAGCACUGCUCAAGAGGGCUUACAUUUCAACACGAUUUGUACUGUUUUACAAAAAUAAACCACU